Molecule: messenger RNA, 1685 nt
Organism: Stomoxys calcitrans (stable fly)
Lineage: Eukaryota; Metazoa; Arthropoda; Insecta; Diptera; Muscidae
Product: N-acylneuraminate-9-phosphatase
Exons: 2
Coding region: 213-1148 (311 amino acids)
Molecular function (GO): hydrolase activity
Source: RefSeq, a predicted model, not a curated record
AAGCAGCCUGUUAGCCUAUUAAACACGCAGCCGAAAUUUUGCAAUUUUGCGAUUAUUUUACAUAACAUAAUUAAAGCAAGGUGUAAAUAAAUAAAUAAACUAAAAUUCAACCCAUUUAAAAUUUAAAGAUAAACCAUAAAAACGUUUGUAAAUAGUUUUUAAUUUACGCGAGUUUUAUAAAAAAAAUAUCGAAAAUAUAUUGUUAACAACUCAUGGCCGCAAUCGAGCAGAAUAUUAAUAAUGUUUAUAAUUAUGGUGAAUUGUCAGAAAUAAAAGCCAUCUUUUUUGAUUUGGACAAUACCUUAAUACCCACCAGAACGGGAGAUACAAAAGCCUGUCGCCAGGUAACCGAUAUACUUCAGCAGAAAUAUGGUUUUACAAAAGAUGAAGCUAAUUAUACCACACAUAACUUCUUAAAAUCGUUCCGCCGUUGUCCCGACGAUUGUCAAUCAACGUUAGAUGCAUGGCGACAACAUUUAUGGCGUGAAUCAUUGCCACCUAAAUAUAAAGAAUUAGCAGAUACCAUUUAUGGCAUAUGGCUGGAAUUGCGUUAUCAUUAUCUCGCCUUACCUGUGGAAUAUGUCAAAUUGCUGCAACGAUUGCGUCAGAAAUAUCUCCUUGCACUCAUAACAAAUGGUCCCUCUAAUGCCCAAUGGGAAAAGGUGCGCAGAUUAAAUGUACAGCAAUAUUUUGACUGCUUAUUAGUUUCGGGCGACUUGCCAUGGGAAAAACCAAAUCCAAAUAUAUUUUAUGCUACCUGCAAAUAUUUGAAUGUACAACCGGAGCACUGUUGCAUGGUAGGCGAUAAGUUAGAAAGUGAUAUCAAGGGAGGCAACUUAGCUGGUCUAGGUGCAACAUUUUGGUUACCUCUAACUCUAGAAGAGAUUGACGAUUUACUACAUAAUCAGGCCGAAGGAGACGAACAAAAUAAACCUACUUAUAUUUUAAGUAAUUUAAUGGAAUUUUGUAACUAUUUUAAUGUAACAACAAACAAAGAAAGAGAACAGCAACAACAGCAGCAGCUACAGCAACAUGUACCUGAGUAUAAAAGCCAAAGCAAGAAUAUUCUUAAUUGCCGAGGUCGUUCUUCGACUCCACCCGUUGAAUUUUCAACAAGUGAAAGUGAUAAUAGCUCAGAUAGUAUAUAAAAAAAAUUAGUAGUAUUAUUACACACACACACACAAAUAAUUAAGUAAAUUUUAUAGUACAUUACUAUAUUGUACACUAACUGAAUAUACAUACAUACAUACAUAUUAUCACUAUUAAAUAUAAUGCUAUUGAUCACCUUACAUGCUUAGAACAGAACAACAACAACUGGCAAACUGAUGGUACAACAUAUAUAUUCCUUGUCUUUUCAUAUAUUUUUUUUUUUAUUUAUAUAUGUCAACUCAAUGCACACGGUUGCAACGUCCUACUAUGAGACUACUACGAAUAUAGUUUUUAUGAAAUGAAAAUUACAAAAACAAACAUUUUUUAUUAUAAAAACAUUUUGUAUGAUCAUCUUUUUAUGUUGCCCACGAGCUUAAUCGUUCAAUUUCACCUAUAUGCAUAUUUCUCUUAUUUUUUAUAAAAACAAAAAUCAUUUUGUAUCAUUUUCUACGAAUUUAUAUAUACUUUAAAUUAGAAUCAAAUAUUAAUGUGUUGUAAUAGGAAUGAAAAUAAAAUGUACAAAAUAACAACCAUAA